Ornithodoros turicata is the source of this 4656-nucleotide messenger RNA. Its product is annotated as beta-1,3-galactosyltransferase 1-like. The record is from RefSeq and is a predicted model, not a curated record. Lineage: Eukaryota; Metazoa; Arthropoda; Arachnida; Ixodida; Argasidae. The coding region runs from base 82 to 1155 and encodes 357 amino acids. Gene Ontology annotation, molecular function: hexosyltransferase activity. The transcript has 2 exons. Gene Ontology annotation, cellular component: Golgi membrane.
GUCCACUGUCACGUAGCACACGAACAACCACGGCAUCGCUUUUGGCGUUAGGAAUAUCUACGAAUAAGGGACACAAUUGGAAUGCUAACCUGUUGCCAUGAAAAGAAUUCUUCCCCGUGGAGGACUGCACUUUGGCUCUUGUUCCUGUUCACUGGUGUCAACAUCAUCUACCUCUGUACUUCCUUCGAUCUGCACCACUGGACACUGCAGUACUUUUCAGCUAGGAACGAAACGCUGCAUGCUUUUCAUUCUUCUAGUGAAGAAGAGCCUAACCAACUGUUCACCAGAUAUCCAGUUGCUCCGCUGGGCAGAGAAACCGCGUUACAAAAAAGCAGCUUUCCCUUUCCAAUCGAAAAUAUCACUUACGAACUUGCAGCUGCGCCAUCUACGGUAAACGCAUGUAAAUCAGGCUUAAGGACAUUAUUUUUAGUGCAUACCGCGCCUUCGCACUUUCACCAUCGAAAUACACUAAGAGAACGUCUUGGUGCCACCUACAAUAAUACCCUAGUGUUCUUAACUGGGCUCACUUCUGAUUAUACACUCACCAGGAAUAUCAGCGCUGAGGCAAAGCAACACGGUGACGUCGUUAUUUUACCAUACGUGGACGCUUAUCGCAACCUAACCUACAAGUUCGUGUACGGCAUCAAGUGGACUAUAGAGAACUGCCCAGGAGCGAAACAUGUGGUUAAAAUUGACGACGAUAUCGUUGUUAACGUAUACCGCCUGGACGCUUACCUAAACGAUACAUUUUCGAAGCGUACAGGUGACUUUCAUUGUUUGACAUGGCACAAUAUGGGCGUGAUACGCGAUCCUAAUUCGCCAUGGUACCUGUCGAAGGAGCUGUAUCCCAAAAACAGGUUUCCCGCGUAUUGUUCUGGUUCUGCGAUGUUUCUGCCUGUUAGUAAGCUCGACGCCCUCUACAAUGCAUCUUUUUCUGUACCCUUUAUACCAGUAGAUGACGCAUAUGUAACAGGUGAACUAGCUAAAUUGGCGAAGGUAGGUCAUGUUGAGAUUAACCGCGAGUACACCUUAAAUGGGAUGCCGCAAAGAGUGGCAAAAGGAGAGGUCAUGUUUGCCCAUUUCUAUAAUGACAAAGAGCGAGAAGUAGCAUGGAAAAACAUGGUUCCACCAACAACUCAAGUGAGGGUCGUGUGACCAUUUUAGGUACCCGACGUCCUUAAUCGGAUUUCCCUGGGGGAAAAUAAGACGCGUAACCCAGCGUCCGUUGUGCAACAGAUUGAGCAAACCAAGUAGCACAUUGUAGUGAACGUUCGAAUGGGGGGGGGGGGGGAUAUGUUUAUUGAAAAAAAUAUGAGGAAAGGUUAGUCAGGCAUAGACCGACUUGCUAUUCCUUUCAGAAAAGGAAAACGAGAGAAAGAAAGAAAACGAAAAAAAGAAAGACAACGAAAAAAGGAAAGAAAACGAAAAAAGGGAAGAAAACGAAAAAUGGAAAGAAAACGAAAAAAAGGGAAGAAAACGAAAAAUGGAAAGAAAACGAAAAAAAGGAAAGAAAACGAAAAGAACGAAAAAGAAAGUAAAAGAACCGAAAGAAAGAAAACGAAAGUUCGAAUACAUGACAGUCCGACCGGCAAGUUUCUUACCAAUUCAGCCUUUCAAUUUGCAUCACUGGUUGCAAGUCAAAAAACAAAAACGCGUUUCCGCAUGUACUCGUACGUUUAAUUCAUUGUAUCUGCAAGGUAGGCAAGUAAUGUCACGAAUUCGCCUAUUCAUUUUCGUGCAAAAAUCGACAGAUUCCCUAAAUUGAUUGUAAGUUAUAUCCGUUAUCUAACUAAUGAUGUAAUGUUAUAACGUUAUCUAACUUCUGGACUUGUUUAUAUCACAAAUGCCGAAGCAGCCGCAUUAAGGGCUGGGACCACACAAACACUGUUGGGCGAUCACCUACCGGUAUUUUUAUGACAUGAUAACUACAUGCUGAAAGAAGUUGAGCCUCAUACAUACCGAUUAAUAAAUGGACAUAAUCUCGAUUUAAACAACGAGAUUUGGCGGAGGCAGACCACAAUUAGGGACGAUACAAACAAGUAAGCCUCAAACGCCCAGAAAUCAACGAAUGCAACAACUAAGGGAAACUGACGCCAGGAAUCGAACCUGGGUCUUCCUUCCCCCCCCCCCCCUCUCAAGGGAAACGGCUAAAGGGAAACGGCGUUCUGGUGUGGUGUAGUGGUUAGCAUAUCUGACCGGAAAUCAGAAGACCCAGGUUCGAUUCCUGGCGUCAGCACCUCUUUUCCCUGAGUUGUUGCAUUCGAUAAUCUCGAUUGUUUCCACGAUACGAUAGAAAACACUAAUUGGGGCUGCGUUUUCAACAUAAGAGAGCCCGAAACGCAUAUAACAGUUUCUUCGAGAAAUUACGUGAAAUGUAUAAGGCUUGUUUCCCCAUAGUUACUAGAAAACAAAAUAAAAAUUUCGUAAGUCAUGGAUGACCUCUACUUAAAGUCAUUCGUCAUCGGGACAAAUUGUACAGACUAUUCUUGAAUGACAAAAGCCAGGAAAAAUUGAGCGCUUAUAAGAGGUUCAGAAACUACGUGACGUCGGAGAUUAAGAAAACCAAGCAGGUAUACUCUACUAGGCAGUUUUAUAGUUGCACACAUAAAAAUGUGUGGCAGACUAUUCACAAAAUAAUGGACCGGAAAAAUGAUAGAAGUACCACUGAUUGUAUAUCACACGAGGGUAGAACGUUACGAGGUACAGACAUGGUUGAAAGCUUCAACAGCUACUUUGUGAAUCGACCUUUCGGGAACGAUAAUUCGUUAUCAGCACGCAGCUAUGAACCCUACAGGUGCCCUGAAACGUUCUUUUUUGCACCUGUUCAUGAAAGUGAGGUAAUCAGCUCCAUUCAAUCGCUGAACAAUAGUAACAGUACGGACAUAUUUGCCAUGCAAAUCGCACCUGUUAAACGCGUGACUGCUAAUAUAGCAUCCAUGCUAUGCUACAUCUUUAACCUGUGCAUUUCGGCGGGAGUCUUCCCAUCUAAUAUGCAAAUAGCUAAGGUAUCUUUGCCGGUAUCUUUACCUAUUACCAUCCGAUUUCUAUAUUGCCAGUUUUUUCCCAAGGUAUUUGGAAAGGUUAUUUAUACUAGAAUUAGUUGCUUCCUUGAUCGGCACUGGGUCUUGAACCCUGCGCAAUAUGGUUUUGGUAAAUCACGAUCCACUGAAAUGGCCCUUUUAAAGAUGAAGGAGAUGAUAAUAGAGAACAUUGAAAAUAAACUACUUACUUUGGUCAUUUUUGUCGAUUUUUCCAAGGCCUUUGAUUGUAUAAACCAUGCUAUCUUACUCCAGAAAUGUUGGUACUUCGGGUUCCGGGGCUUAAGUUCGUCCCUGCUUAAGUCUUAUCUCAGCAAUAGGGUACAGUGCAUUGUUGUAAAUGACUCUAAAUCAUCAUUAAAACGUGUAACGUGUGGCGUACCCCAAGGGAGCCUGUUGGGUCCACUCCUUUUUAAUCUCUAUGUGAAUGACAUUGUCAAUAUAUGUCCCGACACGAGGUUCGUUCUAUAUGCGGACGAUACAAGUAUGUUUAUCAGUGGAAAAUACACUAUGGAACUAGCCGCAAAGGCAAACGCAGUGUUGCACAGACUCGCAGAAUGGUCCAGUAAAAAUUGCCUUAAAUUAAAUCCAAGCAAAACUAAUGCGGUCAUAUUAAGGCCCAGAAAUAGCCGGCUGUCAGUACCAAUCGACAUACGUUUGAACGACGCUAUCAUUAAAAUCACUGACACAGUCAAAAUACUGGGCGUUUAUCUGUCUGACACGUUAUCGUGGGAUGCCCACAUUCAUCAUGUUCGCGGGAAAGUAUGCUCGGCCUUAGGUGCGAUUAAUAAGUGUAAAUAUUUUCUUCCGCCAGACGUUUUAGAAUUGUUUUACUAUGCAUGUAUUGGCUCCCACCUGAAUCACUGUUUGUUGGUUUGGGUACCUCCUCGAGUUUUAUCUCUAUGAAAUCUUUUAACGCUUCAGAAUAAAUUCCUGCGCACUGCGCAGAGAAUAUACAUUGUACUCAUACAACUAGGGGCCUAUUUGAAAAGCACAAAGGAAUUAAAAUCCACAACUUGUACAACUACAGACUCUCACUAACUUAUACGAGAGCCGUAAAAAACAAGCUCACACAUUUUCUAACUGUGAUCGAUCUACAUUAUAAAAGCCACACGUGCAAUUAUCGUCACCCAAUAUGUUACGUGAUACCACAGUUUAGAACAUCAUAUGGUCAUCAAACAUUACAAUAUAAUACAGUUAAGUUGCUCAAUAGCAAUAACGAGCUAUGCUUAUUACCGAAAGCGGAUUUGUUUCAUUACUAUCUCAAUCUUGAUUAACAAUGAACUCAUUUGGGCAUGUCUGAAUGACACCAUACUGGGGCUAUAUUGCUUGUGUAAUUGCGGACUGUCUUUUUGUUCUUUUUGGAUUGUACCCUAUGACUUGUACAUAUGCUUGUAAACAUGUUUAUUAUUGAUGUGUUUAUGAUGCUGCCGGGGGGCUGGGACCUUUGUCAAGUCCUUUGGGCUUUUUUGUCCCAACUCCCAUCCACGAGAGUGGUGAAUAAAUGUUAUUAUUAUUAUUAUUAUUAUUAUUAUUAAUAUUCAAGCCAUUCGGCUUAGGCGGACCUGCUUUGUAUUUUGAUUUGAUUCACAAGGAAUAAAAAAAAUAUCCAAUUUUA